GCGGGCGACGAAAGGAAAGGCGUGGAGAGGCGAGCCGGUCCUUCCGGCGCUGAGAGACCCACCUCACUCAUAGUUUCUAUUGAACUAAUCAGCUGAGGAGCGUCGGGGGUUGCCCGAGCCCUACGGCGAAACGAGCGAGAGACGCCAGGACUUUUUCGAAGAUGGCUGGGCGGCCUGAGACGCGCAGCCAAGGCUGGUGGAGGCUAUGCGGCCUGAGCCUCGGCGUCGCCUGUUUACUGGCGCUUCUGCCCGGCCUGGUAUUCUCAGACUCAUGUGUCUGGUAUGGCCAGUGCGGAACUGCUUUUGGAGAUAAAAAAUACAAUUGUGAAUAUAAGGGCCCAGCAUUGCCACUAUCGAAGGAUGGCUAUGAUUUGGUGCAAGAACUCUGCCCAGGUUUUUUCUUUGAGAAUGUUAGCCUUUGUUGUGAUGUACAGCAACUUCAGACUUUGAAAGACAACAUGGAGCUCCCUCUUCAGUUUCUUUCCAGGUGUCCAUCUUGUUAUUAUAAUUUUAUAAACUUGUUCUGCGAGAUAACCUGCAGUCCUCAUCAAUCUGAGUUUCUGAAUGUUACACAAACAAUUCCAUAUUCAGAUUCAAUUACAAAAGAGAAUAAAUCCAGUGUCACAGAGGUGCAGUAUUACAUUGGAGAAAAAUUUUCUAAUGCUAUGUAUAAUGCCUGUAAAGAUGUGGAGGCUCCAUCAAGCAAUGUUAAAGCAUUGGGACUCAUGUGUGGAAAAGAUGCUAAAGAAUGCAACGCCACCAAUUGGAUUCAGUAUAUGUUUAGCAAGGAUAAUGGUCAGACUCCUUUCAACAUCAUUCCAAUAUUUUCAGAUGUUCCUAUCUAUGGGAUGACUCCGAUGAACAACGUUACCAAAGGCUGCAAUGAGUCUGUGGAUGAUGUCACAGGACCCUGCAGUUGUCAGGAUUGCUCUAUUGUUUGUGGCCCCAAACCACAACCCCCUCCACCUCCUGCACCUUGGCUUUUGCUUGGUUUGGAUGCCAUGUAUGUCAUCAUGUGGAUCUCCUACACGGGAUUUUUGCUUGUCUUCUUUGCAGCAGUUUUUGGAGUCUGGUGUUACAGGAAGAGGCAUUUUGUUUCUGAGUACACACCUAUUGAUAGCAACAUCGCUUAUUCUGUUAACUCACGCCAGAAUAUUGGAGAAGCUACCUGGUGUGAAAGUUUUGGUGAGAAGUUUGAGAAUGUUUUAAGAGUCACAUUCACAUCAUGGGGAGCUUUCUGUGUUCGAAAUCCAAGACCUAUUGUUCUCUUCUCCCUGGUUGUUAUCGCUAUGUGCUCCUCAGGCUUGGUGUUUCUCAAAAUAACCACAAAUCCUGUUGAACUUUGGUCAUCCCCAAGCAGCCAAGCUCGCAAAGAGAAGGAAUACUUUGAUACUCACUUUGGACCUUUCUUCCGUACUGAGCAACUAAUUAUUCAAGCCCCUAAUACCAAGCCAGAGAUCUACUCUCCAUUCCCAAUAGGAGAUGAUGUACCUUUUGGACCUCCACUUACCAUAGAUAUCUUGCAUCAGGUGUUAGACUUGCAGAAUGCUAUUGAAAACUUAACUGCUUCUUAUAAUAAUGACACUGUUAUGUUGAAGGACAUCUGCCUGGCUCCUCUUUCUCCUUACAACAACAACUGUACUAUUCUGAGUGUGCUCAACUAUUUCCAGAACAGUCAUUCUGUCCUAGAUCGUGCAAUUACAGAUACAUUUUGGACCUACGCUGACUACCAUACUCACUUCUUGUAUUGCGUCCGGGCUCCAGCAUCUCUAAAUGACACAACCUUGCUUCAUGAACCAUGCAUGGGAACGUUUGGUGGGCCUGUCUUUCCAUGGCUGGUGAUGGGAGGCUAUGAUGAUGAAAAUUACAAUAAUGCUACAGCCCUUGUGAUCACAUUUCCUGUCAUGAAUUAUUACAAUGACACAGACAAGCUGAUGAAAGCUCAGGCUUGGGAACAGGAGUUCAUCAAUUUUGUGAAAAACUAUGACAAUCCAAAUUUAACAAUUUCCUUCUCUGCUGAACGUAGUAUCGAAGAUGAAAUAAACCGGGAAAGUAAUAGUGAUGUCAGGACUGUUGUAAUUAGCUAUGUUGUCAUGUUUGUGUAUGUCUCCAUAGCUCUGGGACAUAUCAAAAGUGCUGCUAGAUUCUUGGUGGACUCAAAAGUUUCCUUGGGCAUUGCAGGCAUCCUGAUCGUACUGAGUUCAGUUUCAUGUUCUCUGGGUAUCUUCAGCUAUUUUGGAGUCCCCAUAACACUGAUCGUUAUUGAAGUCAUUCCAUUUUUGGUGCUGGCUGUUGGAGUAGACAACAUUUUCAUUAUUGUUCAGACGUUUCAGAGAGAUGAACGCCUUCAGGGUGAAACACUAGAUAAGCAAAUUGGUCGAAUCCUUGGAGAUGUGGCUCCUAGCAUGUUCCUUUCGUCACUUUCAGAGACAGUGGCUUUCUUCUUGGGGAGUUUGUCUACAAUGCCUGCUGUUCGUACUUUCUCCCUCUUCGCUGCCGUUGCUGUAUUCAUUGACUUUCUCCUUCAAAUUACCUGCUUUGUAAGCCUGUUGGGUUUGGACAUUAAGCGUCAAGAAAAAAAUCGAUACGAUAUCCUGUGCUGUAUCAAAGGUGGUGAAGAAAUCAGUACUGUACAGCAGUCUGAAAGUGUAUUAUUUCUAUUCUUCAAAAACAUAUAUUCUCCAUUUCUUCUAAAGGAUUGGAUGAGACCAAUUGUGAUAUCCAUAUUUGUGGGUGUGCUAUCAUUCAGCAUAGCAGUUGUCAAUAAAGUAGAGAUUGGCUUAGACCAGAGAUUAUCAAUGCCAGAUGAUUCAUACGUGAUGGAUUAUUUCAACUCUCUCAGCAAGUACUUGCAUGCAGGUCCUCCAGUAUACUUUGUGUUAGAAGAAGGACAUAACUAUACUACUUUAGAUGGGCAAAAUAUGGUGUGUGGUGGAACAGGAUGUGACAACAACUCCCUAGUGCAACAAAUAUUUGAUGCAGCAGAGAUUAGCAGCUUCACAAGAAUUGGCUAUGCUCCUUCUUCUUGGCUUGAUGAUUAUUUUGACUGGGUCAAACCACAGUCUUCCUGUUGCCGAAUCUAUAACACCACUGAACAAUUUUGCAAUGCUUCAGUUGUCAAUCCAUCCUGUGUGCGUUGCCGGCCACUGACUCCAGAAGGGAAGCAGAGACCUCAGGGCGAAGACUUCAUGGAAUUUCUUCCAAUGUUCCUCUCUGAUAACCCUAAUCCAAAAUGUGGCAAAGGAGGACAUGCAGCAUAUAGCUCAGCAGUUAACUUUAUACACAACAACACUGAAGUUGGAGCUACUUACUUCAUGUCUUAUCAUACAGUGCUAAAAACCUCAGCAGACUUCAUUGAUGCAAUGAAGAAAGCACGGAUAAUAGCAAACAAUAUUACUGAAUCCAUGAACUCUAAAGAAGGAAACUAUCGUGUAUUCCCUUACAGUGUGUUCUAUGUCUUUUAUGAACAAUAUCUGACUAUUGUGAAUGACACCAUCUUUAACCUUGGCAUUUCCCUUGGAUCAAUAUUCAUAGUAACAAUGGUGCUGCUUGGCUUUGAAAUAUGGGCCGCCUUUGUUGUUUCCCUCACUAUUGCUAUGAUUCUGAUCAACAUGUUUGGAGUGAUGUGGCUUUGGGGCAUCAGCUUGAAUGCGGUUUCGUUAGUCAACCUUGUCAUGAGUUGUGGCAUCUCUGUUGAGUUCUGUAGUCAUGUGACAAGAGCAUUCACAAUUAGUACAAAAGCAACCAGAGCAGAGCGUGCAGAAGAAGCACUAUCUCAUAUGGGGAGCUCUGUUUUCAGUGGCAUUACUCUCACAAAAUUUGGAGGAAUAGUUGUGCUUGCCUUUUCCAAAUCCCAAAUUUUCCAAAUCUUCUACUUCAGGAUGUAUCUAGCAAUGGUGUUACUUGGAGCAACCCAUGGAUUAAUAUUUCUUCCUGUCCUACUUAGUUAUAUAGGGCCGUCAGUAAAUAAAGCUAAAGCACGUGCAGCACAGGAAAGGAACAAAGGUACAGAAAGAGAGAAACUUCUGUUCUUCUAGCCAUUUUAAGCAACAUGGUCAGUGGACUCUGAGUUCUGGAUGAAGCCUCUUCAUCAAAAAUUGUAGCAAAUUUCUAUGACUACUGUCACAACUGUAAAACACUACUGGAUUGAUUUGAUGUCUGUCUAAAAACAAGAGGACCAGUAGUACUGGAUGGUUUGGACUCAGGAAGUACGACAGACAACUUCACAUUUAUCAGUAUUACUAAAAUUAACAAGGUUAUAAAUUAUUACUAUUUAAUAAAUUCUACUUUUCAUUCUUGUAAAAGGUUGCUGUUAUACAACAUAAAUAACUUUCCUGAUGGAAUUUAAAGUGACAUGUAUGAGAAUAGAUUGCAGAACUACUGACAAUUUUUUAAAAUAUGUCAAUGCAAAUUUGUGGCUCUAUUUUUAGGGGGGGAAAUAAGCCAUCGGUUAAAACGUAAUAUUUUUAAUAUUUGCCAAAGGGUCUGUAUAUAUACUUUAUUAUAAAAUAGGAUUUUUUGUAGGUCAAAAGUAUCAGUACAGAAAUGCAAUAAAUUAAGUUUAUACAUUUUGUAUUGAAA
Molecule: messenger RNA, 4581 nt
Organism: Elgaria multicarinata webbii
Lineage: Eukaryota; Metazoa; Chordata; Lepidosauria; Squamata; Anguidae
Gene: NPC1
Product: NPC intracellular cholesterol transporter 1
Exons: 25
Coding region: 162-4037 (1291 amino acids)
Biological process (GO): cholesterol homeostasis; intestinal cholesterol absorption
Cellular component (GO): plasma membrane
Molecular function (GO): lipid carrier activity; cholesterol binding
Source: RefSeq, a predicted model, not a curated record